This is a messenger RNA of Brassica napus (rape), 6519 nucleotides long. RefSeq names its product clathrin heavy chain 2-like. The transcript has 28 exons. The coding region runs from base 1111 to 6198 and encodes 1695 amino acids. Gene Ontology annotation, biological process: intracellular protein transport; receptor-mediated endocytosis. NCBI's taxonomy places the organism in Eukaryota, Viridiplantae, Streptophyta, Magnoliopsida, Brassicales, Brassicaceae. Gene Ontology annotation, molecular function: clathrin light chain binding; structural molecule activity. The record is from RefSeq and is a predicted model, not a curated record. Gene Ontology annotation, cellular component: plasma membrane; clathrin complex; chloroplast.
AAAUUUUGGUAUUAUGUUCAUAAGUUCGAUUCAUGUUUUACUAAUUAGGAUCGUGUUCGAUUCUUUCCGGGUCUGGUUCGAAUUAAAUUAUAACCUAUGUCUGAAAACGCUCAAAAAUAUUUUUUGAAAAACUAAUUUACAAAACCUAAAAUAUAUAAAUUAUUCACAAAUCUAAAUAAACACUAGUUAAACUAAAUAAAAAUACUCAAAAUAACAAAUAAGACAAAUUACAAAAAUCUUUAAAAUAUUAUAAAAAAUCUAAAUUACCUUAACAUAUAUAAAAAUAUUAAUAUAUUUAAUUAAUUUCAGAUAUUUUCAAAUCCUACUUCAAAUUUUGGUUCGGUUCGGAUUGUACCCAAGUUCCAAAAUAUCAAGCUGUUAAGUUCCGUUCAGAUAUUUUGUAUAACGGUUUGGCUCCGAUUUUUGAUUUUUGUAUUUUCGGUUCGGAAUAAGUAGGGAUUUUGGUUUGAGGUAAAAACGUUCAGACUUAGUUUUCUUCAUCUAAAAAUAUAUUAAAUCAUCGAUAAAACAGGACACAUCUACGAAAGUUGAAAGAUAGAAAAUUUGAAUAAAAAUCGUUGAAGAUUAAUUAAGAAAGUAAAUAAAAAUCUUAGAAACUCAUUUUUGGUAGUAUAAGAAAAAAAUCUGACUAAGGAAUUGUUAUUUGGUAACAAAUCUGACUCCAACGGUGGUCAACUAAUUAUAUCUUGAAAUUUUGAUUUAUUAACAUUAAUUGAAAAGUGAAUAAGAACAAAAUCAUUCUCUGUAGAACAAGAAAAAAAAAACUGAAAAAUAAUAGGUUAACUAUUAGCAAUAAUAAUAAUGACGUGAGUCAUGUGACCUGACCACCCUUUAAUUAGCAAAAAUUGCAUCGUUUAUCAAUUUUACUUACCACCUAAGUUUUUUCUUUUGCUUAAAUUUGGUUUGUUGUUGUUUCCUCUACUUACCACCUAAGUUACUUACAUAUAUUUCAAAAAAUCACUCUUGUUAUUUGGUUUUCUCCCUUCUUCCAUCACAGAUUGCAAGUUCUCCUCCACUCUCUCUCGUCUUGUCUAGACCACAUUUCUGAUUCUUUCCCCCGGGUUCUCUUACCGCGAACUGUGGUCAAACAUGGCGGCACCUAACGCCCCCAUCACGAUGAAGGAGGUCCUGACGCUUCCUAGCGUUGGGAUAAAUCAGCAAUUCAUCACGUUUACAAAUGUUACAAUGGAGUCUGACAAGUAUAUAUGCGUGCGAGAGACGUCACCACAAAACAGUGUUGUGAUUAUUGAUAUGAAUAUGCCCAUGCAGCCUCUUAGAAGGCCUAUCACUGCAGAUUCUGCUCUUAUGAACCCAAACUCAAGAAUCCUUGCAUUAAAAGCUCAAGUUCCAGGAACUACUCAGGAUUAUCUACAGAUGUUUAACAUUGAAGCAAAAGCAAAGCUGAAAUCACAUCAGAUGCCUGACCAGGUUGAGUUUUGGAAGUGGAUUACACCCAAGAUGUUGGGGCUGGUCACACAAAACUCAGUGUAUCACUGGUCCAUUGAAGGUGAUUCUGAGCCAGUGAAGAUGUUUGAUAGAGCGACCAAGUUGGAAAACAAUCAAAUUAUUAACUACAAGUGCUCUCCUAAUGAGAAGUGGUUGGUCUUAAUUGGAAUCGCUCCUGGUCCUCCUGAGAGACCACAAUUGGUAAAAGGAAACAUGCAGCUAUUUUCUGUGGAUCAACAGCAGACCCAGUCCCUUGACGCACACGCUGCAUCAUUUGCUCAGUUUAAGGUCCCUGGGAAUGAGAAUCCUUCUACCCUUAUAUCCUUUGCAACCAAGAGCUUUAAUGCUGGGCAGAUAACAUCAAAUGUGCAUGUCAUUGAGCUUGGUGCCCUACCCGGAAAGGCAUCAUUUACAAAAAAGAAGGCAGAUCUCUCUUUUCUCCCAGAUUUUGCUGAUGAUUUUCCUGUUGCCAUGCAGAUCUCUAACAAGUUUAGCUUGAUAUAUGUCAUCACCAAGCUUGGCUUGUUGUUUGUAUACGAUCUAGAGACUGCUUCUCCUAUCUACAGAAACCGGAUAAGUACAGACCCAAUUUUCUUGACUUCUGAAGCCUCUUCUGUUGGGGGUUUCUAUGCCAUUAAUAGGAGAGGACAAGUUCUUUUGGCUACCGUAAACGAGGCUACUAUAAUACCUUUUAUUAGUGGUCCAUUGAAGAACUUGGAGCUUGCUGUCAAUCUUGCUAAAAGAGGAAACCUCCCUGGUGCAGAAGAUCUGGUUGUAAAGCGUUUCAAAGAGCUGUUCGAUCAAACAAAGUACAAAGAGGCUGCUGAGCUUGCUUCUGAAUCUCCUCAGGGGAUUCUAAGGACACCUGAUACAGUGGCCAAGUUCCAGAGUGUUCCUGUACAAGCUGGGCAAACUCCUCCAUUGUUACAGUAUUUUGGGACGCUUUUAACUAAAGGAAAGCUCAAUUCAUAUGAGUCAUUGGAACUGUCUCGCCUUGUUGUGAAUCAAAACAAGAAGAACCUCCUGAAAAACUGGUUAGAAGAGGAUAAGUUAGAAUGCAGUGAAGAACUUGGAGACCUUGUCAAGACUUUGGAUAAUGACCUUGCACUGGAAAUAUACAUCAAAGCCCAGACAUCUCCAAAAGUUGUAGCAGCACUUGCAGAAAAAAGGGAGUUUGACAACAUCAUAAUUUACUCAGAGAAGGUUAAGUACACACCUGAUUACUUGUUUCUUCUGCAAACCAUACUCCGUACAGAUCCUCAGGGAGCCGGAGAAUUUGCAGUAAAGAUGUCUCAUAUGAAAGGAGGUUGUCCACUUGACAUCAACACCAUCACUGACCUUUUUCUUCAGAGAAAUCUAAUCAGAGAAGCUACUGCUUUCCUUUUGGAUGUGCUGAAGCCAAAUUUACCUGAGCAUGCUUUUCUGCAGACUAAGGUUCUGGAGAUCAAUUUGGUAACCUUUCCUAACGUGGCUGAUGCCAUUUUAGCAGGGAGUAUGUUCAGCCACUAUGACCGGCCUCGUGUUGCUCAGCUUUGUGAAAAGGCUGGACUUUAUAUCCAAUCCUUAAAGCAUUACUCAGAGUUAAAUGAUAUAAAACGUGUGAUUGUCAACACACAUGCCAUUGAGCCACAGGCUCUUGUUGAUUUUCUAGGCACUCUUUCUAGCGAUUGGGUUAUGGAGUGCAUGAAAGAACUUUUGAUAGUUAACCCGAGAGGCAACCUACAGAUAAUCGUUCAGGCUUGCAAGGAGUACUGUGAACAACUUGGUGUUGAUGCAUGUAUUAAACUCUUUGAGCAGUUUAAAUCAUAUGAAGGGCUAUACUUUUUCCUAGGCUCAUAUGUUAGGAUGAGUGAGGAUCCUGAGGUUCAUUUCAAGUACAUUGAAGCAUCUGCAAAGACUGGUCAAAUAAAAGAGGUUGAGCGUGUGACUAGAGAGUCUAACUUCUACGAUGCUGAAAAGACAAAGAACUUUUUAAUGGAAGCGAAGCUUCCUGAUGCAAGGCCUUUGAUAAAUGUUUGUGACCGUUUCGGAUUUGUACCUGAUCUUACUCAUUACCUCUACAUAAACAACAUGCUGCGUUACAUUGAAGGUUACGCUCAAAAGGUGAACCCUGGGAGUGCUCCUUUAGUUGUGGGACAGCUGCUUGAUGAUGAAUGCCCUGAAGAUUUCAUCAAAGGUCUCAUCAUCUCUGUUCGUUCAUUGCUGCCUGUUGAACCUCUUGUGGAGGAAUGCGAGAAGAGGAACCGGCUACGUCUCCUCACACAUUUCUUGGAGCAUCUAGUAACCGAGGGAAGCCAAGAUGUGCAUGUCCAUAACGCCUUGGGUAAAAUCAUCAUCGACAGUAACAACAACCCUGAGCGUUUCCUAACCACCAACCAGUACUACGACUCUCGAGUUGUCGGUAAGUACUGCGAGAAACGUGAUCCUACACUGGCUGUUGUGUCCUACAGAAGAGGACAAUGUGAUGAGGAGCUCAUCAACGUCACCAACAGAAGCUCUUUGCUCAAGUUACAAGCUAGGUAUGUAGUGGAGAGGAUGGAUGGUGAUCUCUGGGAGAUGGUUCUUGAUGAGAACAAUGAGUAUAGAAGACAAGUUAUUGACCAAGUUGUGUCUACUGCAUUACCUGAAAACAAGAGCCCGGAGCAAGUUUCCUCUGCUGUUAAGGCGUUCAUGACUGCUGAUUUGCCUCAUGAGCUUAUUGAGCUUCUUGAGAAGAUAGUGCUUCAGAACUCUGACUUCAGCGGGAACAUCAACCUGCAGAAUCUGCUGAUACUGACGGCUGUCAAGGCGGAUACAUCUAGAGUUAUGGAUUAUGUCAACAGGCUUGAGAACUUUGAUGGGCCUGUUGUUGGAGAAAUGGCGGUAGAAGCUCAACUCUUUGAAGAAGCGUUUGCUAUUUUUAAGAAGUUUAACUUAAACGUUGAGGCUGUUAAUGUAUUGCUGGAUAACAUCAAAAGCAUUGAGCGUGCUGCUGAGUUUGCUUUCAGGGUUGAAGAAGAUUCUGUGUGGAGCCAAGUUGCUAAAGCUCAGCUCAGGGAAGGACUAGUCAGUGAUGCAAUUGAGUCCUUCAUCCGUGCUGAGGACGCUACUCAUUUCUUGGAGAUGAUACGCGUUGCUGAGGAUGCUAAUGUCUAUGAUGACAUGGUCAGUUACCUUCUGAUGGUUAGAAACAAGGUGAAGGAAGUUAAAGUUGAUAGUGAGCUCAUCUACGCAUAUGCAAAGAUCGAUAGGUUAGGCGAGGUUGAAGAUUUCAUUCUGAUGCCAAACGUUGCUAACUUACAAAUCGUUGGUGACCGCAUGUAUGAUGAAGCUAUGUAUGAAGCUGCCAAAAUAGUCUAUGCGUUUGUAUCAAACUGGGGGAAGCUAGCUGUCACGCUUGUGAAACUGCAACAGUUCCAAGGUGCUGUUGAUGCUGCAAGGAAAGCAAGCAGUGCAAAGACAUGGAAGGAAGUGUGUUUUGCUUGUGUUGAUGCAGAGGAGUUCAGAUUGGGACAGAUCUGUGGCCUAAACAUUAUCAUUCAGGUGGAUGACCUGGAAGAAGUCAGCGACUUCUACCAAAAGAAAGGCUUCUUCAGUGAACUAAUCUCACUCAUGGAGAGUGGACUUGGGCUGGAACGUGCUCACAUGGGUAUCUUCACUGAGUUGGGUGUGCUCUACGCUAGAUAUCGUUAUGAGAAGCUUAUCGAACACAUCAAGCUAUUCUCCACUCGCCUCAACAUUCCCAAGCUUAUACGGGCAUGUGAUGAGCAGCAGCAAUGGCAGGAGCUUACCUAUCUCUACAUUCAAUAUGCUGAGUUUGACAACGCUGCGACCACUGUCAUGAACCACUCUCCUGAAGCGUGGGAGCACGUGCAGUUUAAAGACAUUGUUGGCAAGGUUGCGAAUGUUGAAGUCUACUACAAGGCUGUGCACUUUUAUUUACUGGAGCAUCCGGAUAUGAUCAAUGAUCUUCUCAACGUGCUUGCUUUGCGGUUGGAUCACACGCGUGUUGUUGAUAUUAUGCGGAAGGCUGGUCAGUUGCGUCUUGUCAAGCCAUACAUGGUUGCAGUUCAGAGCAACAAUGUCAGUGCUGUUAAUGAAGCUUUGAAUGAGAUAUACGUGGAGGAAGAAGACUAUGAAAGGUUGCGUGAGUCUAUUGAUUUACAUGACAGCUUUGACCAGAUAGGCCUCGCUCAGAAGAUAGAGAAACAUGAGCUUGUUGAAAUGAGACGUGUGGCUGCUUAUAUCUACAAGAAAGCUGGUAAAUGGAAGCAAUCAAUUGCUUUGUCAAAGAAGGAUAACUUGUACAAAGACUGUAUGGAAACUGCUUCACAAUCUGGCGACCAUGACCUUGCGGAACAACUACUUGUUUACUUCAUUGAACAGGGGAAGAAGGAAUGCUUUGCUACAUGUCUCUUUGUGUGUUAUGAUUUAAUCCGACCAGACGUUGCUCUAGAACUUGCCUGGAUGAACAACAUGGUCGACUUUGCCUACCCGUAUCUUCUCCAGGUAAUGCGAGAGUACACAGGCAAAGUGGAUGAAAUAAUCAAGGACAAGCUGGAGGCACAAAAAGAAGCGAAGGCCAAAGAGCAGGAAGAGAAGGAAGUCGUGUCCCAACAGAACAUGUACGCACAAUUGUUGCCAAAUGCUUUACCGGCACCACCGAUGCAACUUGCUUUAACGGCACCACAACCAAUGGGAGGGAUGCCUCUCAUGCCACCAUUUGGAAUGCCACCAAUGGGUGGCUACUAAGACACCACACAAUAUUCCCAGUCGUCGAGUUUAUGUUUGAAUUUUUUUUUUAAGCAAGUUUAAUGUUUGAAUAAUAACUCUAAAAUUAUAUUGUAAUUGAGGUUCGAACUCGGAUGAUAAUAAUCUACCAGCUUAGUGUUAUGUUGGACCCUAAUCACAAUCCUACGCACACACUAACUUAGACCAUCACCAUUGAACACUAGAUAUAAGCAGAUUGUAGAAAUAAAAGAUUAAAACAUGUAAUAAAACAUAGUUCUGAUUUAAAACAUAGAAUCUAUUAGGUCCAGCAAAAAAAAAAACAUUAAACUUCAGAUAGAAAAA